Anarrhichthys ocellatus (wolf-eel) is the source of this 11694-nucleotide messenger RNA. RefSeq names its product p21 protein (Cdc42/Rac)-activated kinase 5 (gene pak5). The transcript has 12 exons. Lineage: Eukaryota; Metazoa; Chordata; Actinopteri; Perciformes; Anarhichadidae. Gene Ontology annotation, molecular function: ATP binding; protein serine/threonine kinase activity. Gene Ontology annotation, biological process: protein phosphorylation; apoptotic process; cytoskeleton organization. The coding region runs from base 7653 to 10001 and encodes 782 amino acids. The record is from RefSeq and is a predicted model, not a curated record.
GAUGGUCAGUAGAGAGAAUGCAGAGCUUAAAGCACUUCUGCAUUGGCUUCACCUUUCAGAACCGGACGUUACCGCCUGGUUUUCCAUCACAAGCAUGUUGUUAACUCGAGUAUGUGCAGUUCUAUGUUUCGGACACCAGAAAGGAAAGCAGAAGGAAGCAGAACGCAAUAAGCGACCAGCAGGAAGCGGAUCCAAAUGGUCGUCUUCGUUGUUUACGUGCAGCACCUGAAGCUCUGCUGUUCUUUCAUUUGUAGAAAUGCGUCCUGCCGAAGCCUGACUUCCUGCUUGCUGUCAAACAGUCUGUGCUUGAUUGAACCCAGGCAGUCAAAGGUUGGCCUCUCUCCUGUAUAUUUCUCUGCUCUCAUAUAGGACAGAAGGAGCUUCCUCUGUUCCAGCCCGACAAGACAGUGGUAAUGUAGGUCAACAGGUAUAGGCUUCCAUUUGCAGCUAAAGACAAGUGGGGUGGAAGAGGAGGCAGUGGGAUGUAAGCAUCAUACAGAGAGAAUGGAUAGUGGAGGGGGAUGAGAAAGAGAGGCACAUGAUUGGUCCACAGACUGUAGUGGUGGUCUGAUUAAUGUUUCACAAGUAUCACUGCUACUGUUAGACUUAUCUGUCCUCUCCCAUGUGUGGGCUAAUGCUGGAGAUGUGAGUCACACUGGCCUGUGUUGUUAAGAUAACUCCCAGUAAUGUGUUUUUUUCCCCAACACAAUUAACCAGCAAUACAAUUAACCAACAUUGCGUUUCAUUUCGAGAGAAUGAAACCAUUUAAUUUAUGAGACUGGAGGCCGAACAGCAAUCUUGCCAGGUUUGUUUACGUAGGUUGCAGUCGUGCUGUGACGUAGAGCAGAUACAGAUGUCUUUACAGAUGUGUCUUUCUGCUGAAAUACAUUGUUUUUAGUUUUACCGCAAGGUUUUAAAGUUCUAAACCUUGUGUGUAAAUCAUUUUUUGGUAAGGUUUCACAUCAAGUGGUUGAUAUAUUUGGUAAGCAGAAGUGCAAUAAGUCAGAUACUGCACAUUGGCUAUUGUUGCACAAUCAGGAUGACGAUGUCCUGAUUCACUCGCUUGAUUGCAUUAUCAUUAUCAUUAUCAUUAACAUUAUCUCCUCAUUAUUCCCCUCUUUGCUCAUGUUCUUUAUCGCUCCACAAAUACAUGGUCACAUGACCCUUUGCUCUUUAAAAUGAGGUCACAACGGGGGCCGCUCCGCUGCAUGUGUGUGGCUUUCUGGGGAUUAGAAGACGUGGUGUGAACUGGAUCGUCCUCUGCCCAGGCUGCAUCAUCUGUCAGAGCUGACGUUUGUCUUGUAUCCUUGGUUGAAAUGUGAGGGAUGGAUACGCUGUCAGAGCCGUGUUAUCCGGCUCAUAAACAGCAGGCCUUGCCCCAGGUAAUACGGAGGCAUGACCUAGUGUAGCAGUCCCACACAUAAAACCUGUCCUACAUUUUGUGGGCUUACGUCAAAGGUACAAUAUAAGGGACUAGGAGCAGUGUGCACUUAUAGUGGGCAAUCAGGGGGGGUCCACUUAAGUCCACGCACCGAUCACGUCAAAUGGUCAAAUCAAGUAAAAUUCCUUGCAUGUGUAACAUACUUGGCAAUAAACCGUUUCUGAUUCUGAAAUGACAGAUAAUUGUCUUAUGAUUUUAGAGACCUCCGAAAGUUUGCUAUUGAGGCUUUCAAGGGGUCUGAAGUGCCCCCCCCGCCCCCAUACUUCGCACACCGAUUCAGAGCAUUAACACAGAAACAACUUGCUAAGUAAAGGUAUAGUGGAGUAAUAUCUCUUUGUGUGUUAUCCGAGCUUGUUUUGUUGACGUAUGCUUUUGUUGCGUGUGAGCGUGCCCUAUUGUUCGCUCACUGCUAACUCCAUUAUCUCCGUUAGACGGUCACUGUGACCUCGCUGGUGAAAGGUCGGCCAAAUAGACACAGACACAUCGAGCCGUCAAGCUACCGUGAGGGAUUUACAGUGCUGACAAAAAAAUCAUUUAUCUUUGUUUAGUUUAGUCAAUGAGGCUUACAGCGAAAUCACCACGUCAUCAUCAUCGUCAUCGCAGGUUGUAGUUGCUUAGUUUCCCAAUCACCUUAGAUAAGAGGGUGAAAGCGGCACGGCUGGCGUUUUCCACGCAUUCUUCCCUGUAAAUACAUAUCAGCGCUUCCUCAUCCACACACUCAUGGGACAUGCUGGGUCGUUGACUUCCAGCAGUUUUGAGCUGGAGAACAUUCAUACACAACAACACGUCCCAGGCGUAAAAGCGUCUGGCUGCUCAAAUCCUUAACCUACAUCUUUUACAUCUCAGCCUUAACCAUUUCCCCAUAACACCAGGAGGGAAGGCUUGCCGAGCUAUCAAUAAUGAACGAUUAAGCGGAGGGUUUAACGUGCUGGUGUAGAUAAUGGGGCGGAAAGAAGGAGGUUUUCAAAGAACAGAGUGCUUUCAGCCCGGAAAAACCUCCAGCAGGAAGAAGAGAGUUUUUAAUGGUCAGAGGGCUGGGGGUUACUUUUCAAGCAUCAUCCCUCACAUGCUUAAUGACUAAUGAAAAAUUGAUGAUUAUCAUUUUGUAUCCCCAAAAAAAUUAUUUAUGUGUGAUGAUUUAUUUAUGUGACACGUUAGGACAAAGGUGCACAUUAAGGAAUGUAUUCACAAAGAAGUUGCAAAGAAGUGCAUCUUCUCCUCCUUAUGGAGACUGGAAUAUCUCUUCUUCUUCGUUGGUAGUGCAGGUUUCCCUGCUGUGGGAUGCCCCUUGUGAUACAAACCCAGUAAACGGGGAUUUUGUAAUUGCCAGGUAAAAAUUGCCUUCGUAUAGAUUGAAACAACACUAAAUUUGGUUGGAAAUUAAAGUUCUUUACACUUCAGUCGUUGUUUCAACUUUAUUGUAAUGACUUAAAUUCAGCGUGUCACCUGCCUAAUGUUGAGAUAAAGUCAUUUAAAUGUGCAUAUAUGAGUCCUGCACCUCUGUGGGAUGGGGGGCCAAAUGUCUGCCAAUGACAGAGAAAUAAAAUAAAUGAAUGAAUGAAAGAAAUAUAAUGCCAUCAAUCAUAAAAAAGAAGAAGUUGAAUUUCUUUGAUAAUUUAUUUCACAGAAAUUGGAAAACAAAGGAAUCUACAUAUCCAACAUAUUUACAAGUGCUGACAAGUAUUACCAAUGUUGAAAAAACAAAUUGAGGAUCCUUGUUCUAAACUAUUUGCAUAUUUACAACCUCUUCUUCGCAGCGUAGAAUUUAAUGCUUUUUUUACAGGAUCUUGUCACAAUUUUAAUUUUCAAUUUUGCUUUUUUCUGACAGAAGCGUUCUCCACACAUGAUGUGUUCAAUGGGCCGUCGAAAAAGUGGUAAAAUCCGAUGAUAAUGUGAGCUUUUACAGCGGCUGGCUUUGAUAAACGGUUUAUUUUUGGCGAUUGCUAAUAGAAAACAUGCUUUUCAAUCCCCCCGACUGGUUUUGCGGUUCAGAGGGAACUUAUUCUCAGCAGUUCCUAUAAACUUUGAGAUAUGUAUGUCAUCCUCCAGGUGUGAGCGCUUCACUGGGUUUGUGACUCUCACGUACAGUAGCCCAACUGUUGAGCUCAGGAGUAUAGUAUACUGUAGCUCAUAGUAUACUAUACUCAUUACUCUCAACAGCAAAUCAGCAAUAGUGAUACAACUUCACCUUUGCACUGUGAGUAAAUAUGUACAGUGCAAUAAGAGGGAAGGCUCUAUAGCCGUUCAUUACACAUUAUGGACACUGCUGUCCAGCGGCUGUGGCUCAAUAGCUGACCCUCACCAAAAUGCACACACACACACUCACACACACACUCACACUCACUCAGACGCUAACAUAAACACAUAGUCACAGAGCGCCCUGCAGCGUUGCCAGCCAUUCUCUUUAUGUCUGACUGCUUCUCAUUGAAACGGCAAGUCUAUGAAAAGACUGCUCUCAGUUUAAAAAGAUAAAAAGAAGCAACAUUUGUCUCUGCAGUCUGAAUGUGGAUGGCGUCUGCAGACAGACGUUUGCCCCGGGGCACCGAAACUAAUACCAUGUGGCAGGACCUUCUUUUCACAUGCUCGAUAGUGUUGAUAGCAGGACUGAGGAAUGGUUGUAGUGCUCGUUUCUUUAUCAGGGUUGAGGUACUGCUGUGCAGAAUAGAAACAUGACUUUAUCUGCUAUUGCCUGUUGGCUUAAGGCACACAGUACGGUGUAUUGUUUUACAUGCUGUGUGUGAACGACCACUAGAAACACAUCACUAUUCUUUCCACUGUGGAGGUUGUUGUGUCUGUUGUGUCUUUGUGUUAUCGGUCCACAUCUCAAACUCUGCAAAUUCUUUCCGAUUGAAUGUGUUGGAAAGCUGCAUUUUUCAAAGUCCGGGCUCGGACCCAGGAGGUGGGAUGCAGGGAAACAAUGCAUCACGUCAGACUUUAAUAAAACUUGAUCUUUCACCAAUAGAUGCCUUUAGCUGUCUGAUGUUUCAGCUAAAUGUUGGCAAUAGAUAACUACUAUUUGUUUUGAAGUAUUGAAAGUCUCUUUGACAUUUUUGAGUGUAUGCACAUGCAGGACUGAGUUAUAGACACAUAAACACUUAUUUGUCUUUCCCCCUAACCCAGAACAAGCUGGAGGGAAAACAUUUUCCAUCUAGAAAUGCCUCAGGAGGAACGGGAGGAAAAGCGUGUCUGGGCUAAUCUAAUAGGUGUCCAGCAGAAGACCGGGACCAGGCUCGGUGGCGGAGAAAGAAUGGUCAGCCAUUAGAAGAAAUCCCGGUCUCUCAAUUGAUACGUGAAAGCGUUAGCAUCUCCUUUGUGCCUCGCAAGGUUUCCUCGCAAGGCUGAAAUACCAAAACACCGUGAAUCCUCCAGUGAGAUUUCAUCUAAGAUCCACAUAAAGCUCAUUGAACGGAGGAGACGCUAUCAGAUGCUCAGUUUCGGCGCGCUUUAGUUUGCCUUUAAUACGCCUUUUAAAGUCGGGAUGCACAGCUGCACACGUGUGCACGCGGCCUAUUGUCAGACAGCAGACACACACUCUUCAUUCCUUGGGACUGCAGAGAUCUCAUUUAGAUAACUCCCCUGAUCUCUCGGUACCUCCCAGAGUCGCCCUCUCCUGCUGAACUCAUCCAUUAUGUCGCCACGCGAGGAGAUAGCAACAGCUUCAGCUGAUCCUUUCAGCCGAUACUGAAAGAUCAGCGAGAGACCUGAAGACGGAGUCUGGACCGGAUAUCUCAAAUUCUCCAUGAUUUUGAUGUUGCUACACCGCCCGGACAAUAACAGCCUGUUCUUUGCACUAAAAUACUUUGCAGGAAAUUACCAUUUAUCCCGCUAACAAGCAGCCGUCUCGUGACAGUUAUGAUGUAGCCGCCCAUUAGCCAUGUGGAGGGUGCUGUAGUGAUGCUGUUAAAGAGUGGGCCACUUAGCCAAAUCAGCCUCAACUGCCGUAAUUCUAGUUGUCUGCUUCUGUAUUUAGUCUGCAGCUGCCCCUGCAGCUCCCCAUCUCCAGAGCACUUACAUUACCCCUCUGCAUGUGUGUUUGUGCCGGGAUGAGACCCUUGCAGGUGGCUCGUGUAUUUAUAUCCAGUACUUGUGGAGGGGUGUGUCCGCUGCUCAAGUCUUUUUAACCAUCAAACACAUUCUCUCUCACCAUGAUGCUGAAGCAGCUUCGUGGGCAAGUGGGCUGAUAUGAAAGCUUCACAAGAUACAGAAGUCAGCCACAGGCAACCCUCCAGUUAUCGGAUAAUAAAAAUUAUUUCUGGUUACACGCCCAACCAUCUGACUUCUGUGUGGAAGGAUGUCACACGUCCUGGAUCGGAGAAUGUAAUCCUCACAGUGAAAGAUGAAAGCUCUGUCUCCUCUAGGUUUUAUGGCAUUCUGGGAUACUCCAGAAAUCCUGCAAUAUUCAUGUAAGGUCUUUACUAAACUACGCCAUAGGCUCUGUCAUCAACAACAUAGUGUGUUGUUGCUCACAAGUCAUUCCUGAUUGUUAUAAAAAUACACAAACGGUCUUCUCGGUCUGAGCAGAGGAUCCUUCCUGUAAGAUCCAGAUGUUUCGAUGUUUUCAUGUCACUGAAGAAGUUGUUUUCUACCUUGAAUUCCUCGUACAUUUCUCAGCUUAUUUUCUGCUAUUUGUGGAGGAAAGACGAUCUCUCGUGUGAACCUUCAUAGUGGUUCAUUCUAAAACACGCAACACCCAAUUGGAACUUCUGUGGACUUGAAGUUUAUCACAAGUGUGUAUUUUGAAUAUUUCAUACAAUAUGCGCUUUGGGAUAAAUGAACCAAUGUAAGAGCUGCGUAAAUUCUAUGAAUCUGUGGAACCGGGUUUCUGCAGAAAAAAAGCUUCACUGCAUUUUAAGGAAUACCUCACCCUCAAAAUGACCAUUUAUACAUCAAUCACUCACCUGCAAUUCUUGAAGGUAUAGACCAUUCACGUUUUUGCGUCGUCCACCGUAGUUCUCCUACAUGCUUUGUACGCGGGAGAAGUUUCAUUUGGUUGCAAUCUCUAACCUCACCACUAGAUGCCGCCAAAAACAUAACAAAACAACUAUAUUUACCUUCUUUGUCAGGUUUCAUUCAUAAAAGCUGAUAAAUGUGCAGCUAUAUCAACUUCUUGCUUUCAUGAGUGCUUUAACAGGAACUGGUAACAUUGUUAAACCAUCAGAGCACUCACACUGAUUGGCUACAUAGAAGGUCAGAAGUCCUUUUAUUUUAGUCUCUCAAAAUAAAUGUUCAAUGCUUUAUUAAAUUGCUUCAUUGUAUUAGGCCCUUGCAGAGGUGUAAUUUCCCAUGCACUCUCCAGAACACACACUCUCCCUCUGUGACAGCCUCGCACUGCUUGUGUAUGUGUGUGUGUGUGUGUGUGUGUGUGUGUGUGUGUGUUUGCCCUCACCACAGUGCCCGUCCCUGGCUGCCACAGCUGAAUGUCCCCUCAGCGUCGGCAAAUGGCCAGACUCUGUCACAGCCGCUGACUGGACCAGCUGUUUCUUUCUCUUUCUUCCAUCUUAUCUCCUCCGUCACACUAUCUGUCUUCCUCCCUGUGAAAGAGGCAGUGACAGGGCGCCUGGUGGUCCAGCACUUGACACCAAAGUUGAUAUCCGCACAUGCUGGCAUCAGGGGGAGACAGUUUUUAGUGUGUGUGUGUGUGUGUGUUUCACAGGGCCGGGACACAAACACCGUCCUGUGGGUUGUGGGAACACAAAGGACACUUACACUCUCUGUUGUUUUUUGUGGUGCUGGGGACAGACCGACAAGGAGGACAGUGAAGGUCAGAGGGAGCUCAGUUUGGGACGCGGCUGGUCAAACCCAGUUAGACAAACAAUGAAAGUGAAAUGUCACCGGUCCGGGCUUAAGCUGUCUGGCCGUGCCUUGGUCCAGGCUGCUGGCGUAGGCACUUUUUUGUGCCCUGUGCAUCUCACAUGGGGAGUUAUCAGAGCGUGCAGGCAGGGAGAGUCAUACUGUAGCAGCAGCAGGCUAGUAGUAGUAGAAGCAGCUCGCUGGGGGCUGCAGAGGGUCCGGGAUCUGACCCGAUUUGUCAGUUCAAUAACUUCACUGAAGUGUCGCUCCUCCAGGGAAUCACUAGCUUCUUAUUCUGCAAUCAUGGUUUCGGGCAGGGGACUCGCUGUUUCAUGUUUUAUUGAAGGAAAAUUGAGAGGCAUGAUGGAUUGUGCAAUUUGACAUCAGAGUGCACCGUCUGAUUGUCCUGGACUGACUCGCCAUGGCAGACCCAGAGCACUUUGAUUGGUUGAAAGAAACCGUCAGUUUUUUGCCAGGUUUGCCAGGGUUUUCCAGCAUGUUUGGGAAGAAGAAGAAACGGCUGGAGAUCUCAGCUCCGUCAAACUUUGAGCACCGGGUCCACACGGGCUUCGACCCGCGGGAGCAGAAGUUCACCGGGUUGCCGCAGCAAUGGCAGAGCCUCCUGGCGGACACUGCCAACCGCCCCAAGCCCAUGGUGGACCCCUCCUACAUCACCCCCAUCCAGUUGGCGCCAAUGAAGAUAUCUCCCAAGAAAGUCCGGUCUUCCGAAACGCCAUUGCCCAAAACCAUUGUUCGAGGGAACCGGCCACCCAAAGAUGCUUCCAUCAACGGCCUCCUGGAGGAUUUUGACAACAUCUCAGUAACGCGCUCUAACUCCCUGCGUAAAGAGAGCCCACCAGGCCCCCACCAGGCUGGAAGCAGCUCCAAACCCUCCGGCAGCGGUCACCCCAACGCCCCGGAGGAGAAUGGAUUCAACCAUUACUAUUCCCGCUACUCCUGUGACCUAGACACCUCCAGCAGGGACUUUUCUCUCGAUCCCAGCAAGCCAAGCUUCUCUAUAGAUGGGGACUGGGCAGUUGGGAGGCACUAUCGAUUCACCAAGCAGAAUGGUCACUCGUACCCCAUUCGCAGCCCUUUCUACCCGGACGCCAUGCCCCAAAAAUCAGACUAUAGCAAGCUUCCCCCGGACUACCACACCUACUUGGAGAGCAAAGGGCGCUCCGCCGAUGAGGUGGCCUCCACGGUGGGGAGCGGUGUGGGCUCCAGCGGCUACUAUCGGGCGUCCGUAGGUGGCUCGUCCAGCCAGGACUACCGGGACACUUCGGUGGGCACGCCAUCUCGUGCCUCGCUACACAGCGAGCAGAUCAACUACCCAGACAGUGAGUGGAGCUACGGCGGCCUGCGGGACGAAUACGAAAAGCGGCCCAAGAGUUCCUAUGUGACGCAGACCAGCCCCACGCCGGCUAUAAGGCAGCGGUCUCGCUCAGGCUCUGGGCUGCAGGAGCCAAAUGUCCCUUAUGCGGCCAGCGGGGCUUUCAAGAACCCACCACAGGCCCACCCAUACAGCUCGUACACCUACCCUCGCCUCUCGGAGAGUCUUGGUAACUCACAGACCUUGACCAAGGGUGACUACGAGCGUCCUGCGCGGGACGGCACUCCCCAGGUUACGGGGGGUGACACCUACCCCCGAGGGCCUCUCAAGCAGCCUCAGAGCCACAUCAAGCCGCCGGGCUACCCUCCAGCACACCUGCCCUACCCUCCUGUCUUUCACCAUUACAAACCUUCACCCUACCAUCACCCCCCCUCCCAGCCCAGCCCACCGUACACCCCUCAGGGGGCCUACUCACAGCCUUCAUCACCCUACAUCCCCCCGGGGGCCUACCCGCCUCCUUCCUGGGGGUCCAGCUCGGACACUCAACCCUCCAGAGUCUCUCAUGAGCAAUUCAGAGCUGCACUCCAACUGGUGGUCAACCCAGGCGACCCUCGGGAAUACCUGGACAGCUUUAUCAAAAUCGGCGAGGGCUCCACAGGCAUCGUGUGCAUCGCCAGCGAAAAACACAGCGGCAAGCAGGUGGCUGUGAAGAAGAUGGACCUCAGGAAACAGCAGAGGAGAGAGCUACUCUUUAAUGAGGUGGUGAUCAUGAGGGACUACCAUCACGAGAACGUGGUCGACAUGUACAACAGCUACCUGGUGGGAGACGAGCUGUGGGUUGUCAUGGAGUUCCUGGAGGGCGGGGCUCUCACUGACAUUGUGACUCACACCAGGAUGAACGAGGAGCAGAUCGCUACGGUGUGUUUGUCGGUGCUGAGGGCUCUGUCCUACCUGCACACGCAGGGCGUCAUCCACCGCGACAUCAAGAGCGACUCCAUUCUCCUGACCAGUGACGGCAGGAUCAAGCUAUCAGACUUCGGCUUCUGUGCCCAAGUUUCCAAAGAGGUGCCCAAGAGGAAGUCACUCGUGGGCACGCCCUACUGGAUGGCACCGGAGGUCAUCUCUAGACUACCUUAUGGGACCGAGGUGGAUAUCUGGUCUUUAGGCAUCAUGGUGAUCGAGAUGGUGGACGGAGAGCCGCCCUACUUCAACGAACCCCCUCUGCAGGCCAUGAGGAGGAUACGAGACAACCUGCCCCCUCGGCUAAAAGAGUCGCACAAGGUGUCCUCGGUGCUGCGGUCCUUCCUGGACCUGAUGCUGGUGAGGGAGCCCUCGCAGAGAGCCACUGCCCAGGAACUCCUCCAGCACCCCUUCCUCAAGCUGUCUGGACCCCCGUCCUGCAUCGUGCCCCUCAUGAGACACUAUCGCCACCGCUGACCUGCUGGCCCCCGAAACCUGCCCUCCUCCACACAAAAAAAAAAGAAAAACCCCACACAUACACACACACUACCAGGGUGGCACUGCCCUCACCCAGCCGAACUACCCCACCACCCGGUGGAGCGCCACUGACACUCACACCUGUAACCGUGAAGUAGAUUAGCUAGAGGAAUAUCUAAGAAAUUACACUUUUAAAAAAAGACACACGACAGAGAAAAGAAGAAAAUAAAAAAAUCCAUUUUGAAACUAUGAAGUGGAGUAGAGGAGUGCCAGAGGAACUCACUAGACGUCCAGUAGAAACGUGUGGGCUGGCUCGCCUCGUCUUCUCUCUUCCUAGACUGUGAGUCCUCUGCUCCACGUAGAGUUGUAGUAGCCAUCGGCGAGAGCUCCAGAGGGGAGUGGCGAGCUGCUGACGUGGUGGAGGGAACCUCGGGGUGCGGCGCUCUGCUCCAGACCAGAGCAGCGGAGGGCAGAGCAAUCGGCUGCGUGCGGAGAGGUGGUCUUUGACUGGUGCUGACUGUUGGACGGCUGCUGGUCAAACAGAGACGAGCUCUCUUGUAUCUCUCUUCUCACACACUAACAGUGAAAAUGUAUUUUAGAGAAACUUGUAAGUUUUUCUGUACAGUUUUGAUAAUUUGCAGUAUUUUAUCGUGUCGUAACCAUUGUGAUAUGAGCAGUAUUAAAUAGAGUUUCUGCAGAGAUCUUUCCUACUGUUUAUAAUCCAGUUUUUGCUUAAAGAUGUAAGAAAUAUCCCAAAUAAAUCCACCUAAACCUAACUGUUACUAAAAAUACUAAAUAUAUUUAUUAUCUUACAUUUGUAGACAGAACUUCCAUUAAAUGUUGGGAAAAAAGGGUAAUGUCAGAAUUUUGUAUGACGUUUUAAAGUAUUUAUUUAUUUAUUGGAAUAGAAGGAUUCUUUUUUUUGUAGUGUGGCCUUUUUUGUUUUUGUUUUUUUGAUUUUACAUUUCUAAAACAGACAGUGCUAUCAGUUGUUAUAUAAUCCAAGCAAUACCCCGAUCCUAUUUAUGAAGCCCUGUAUUUAUGAUACUGUAAUUACACCAUGCAUUUAAAUGUAGCAACGAAGGAGUGGAUUUGACUGGGGAGGUAAAAGAAAAGAAAAAAAGAUUUACUCUACGCAGACCUGUUUUCUUUUAUAUUAGGAGUCUCAUCCUGUUUCUAUAAAUGCCAAGAGGCGCCCAUCCAAGACGCCCGCAUCCCGCACAGAUUUUAGGAUGCCGAUAAAAUGUCUCGUUUUCUACUCACAUCCUCACUGUCAUCAUCUCACUCCUUAUCCUCACCUCAGUCAGACACACUACUCGCUAUCACUGGAACUGUGCUGCCAUUCUCAUCUCUGGUCGGACCGGGAGAACAGUGUAAUCCUCCUCCCCGCAUCGUUUUUUACCCAUCAUUCACUGUGAUAUGUAAAUACGACUGUGCAUACGUGUGUGUGUGUGUGUGUGUAUGUGUGUGUGUGAGUGUGAGUGUGUCUGUGUACGUCAAAGAGCAAAAGAGGUAGAGCGUGUUUAUCUCUGUACAACAUCUGAAAGUGUGUGUGCGUGUGCUGCUGGCUAAUCCUUGACAAUGUGUCAAGACUUGAAUGAGUAACACUUAUCUGUGGUGUUGGCUUGUACAGUGAUAUUGCAUGUUUGUUAUCAGUGAAGCUGGUUUCAAUUAAAAAAUGCCCAUAAAAACA